AUGAGUGAUUAUGAAAUUUUGGAUCCAGCUCAAAAUGUGCCAAAGCCUGAUGAUGAGGCUGGACCACCUUCGACACCAAUGUUAUCCAGCGUAAACCAGUCACUUGUUGCUGCCGGUCCAGCAAUUGGUGGAAGCAAAAGAGAAAACGAAAAUAGCAUGCAAAAAGGCAAAGCUAUAUUGGGUAAGAAAGAUGCUGAAAUACAAUUGAAACACCAAAAACGAAAGGGAAAAAGUGGUGGAAAAAUGAUUAAAAGGCAUAAUAAUGAUAUAAAAUUAUCAGAAAAAGAGUAUGGACAAACAAACGGUGAUUAUCAAUUCGAAGAAAUUUACGGUAAUUUUUUAGGAAAGCGCAAUUAA
Loa loa (African eye worm) is the source of this 357-nucleotide messenger RNA. RefSeq lists its product as hypothetical. The coding region runs from base 1 to 357 and encodes 118 amino acids. The record is from RefSeq and is a predicted model, not a curated record. NCBI's taxonomy places the organism in Eukaryota, Metazoa, Nematoda, Chromadorea, Rhabditida, Onchocercidae. The transcript is spliced from 2 exons.